AGUAUUGGUUUUUGGUUUUUUACAAAUGGCUUUGCCUACCCAACUAUCCUUUAACAAAAUGUUUCUUCAUGAAAAUAGGUCUAGGUCUUUAGCUCUAGUAUCAUGGAACUCUAAUAUCUCUUGUCCAACUAAAUGCAGCGCAACAAAUGAAGUUUCAAAUAAUCAUAAUCAAAAUAUUCCUCGUCCAUCUUCAAUGUUCCAAUUCCAACCUUCAAUUUGGACCGAUGAUUAUAUUCAAUCAUUAAAUAGUGAAUAUAAGGGCGAAAUAUAUGCAAAGAAAUUCAGAGUAUUAAGGGAAAAAGUGAAGAUGAUGUUUAACAAAAUGGAAAGUGAGGUUUAUCAACUUGAGUUUAUUGAUGUAUUGCAAAGGCUUGGAGUUGAUUAUCAUUUCAACUAUGAAAUAAGGAACAUGUUGGAUAAUAUUUACAACACACAAACAUCCAACUUGAAGAAUAAUUUAUAUGCCACAGCACUCAAGUUUAGACUCUUAAGGCAGCAUGGUUAUGACAUAUCUACAGAUGUUUUUGUUUGUUUUCAAGAUGAAAUAUAUAAUUUGAAAAAAGACGAAGCAAUUGUUGUUGAGGGAAUGUUGUCAAUGUAUGAAGCUUCAUUUCAUUCAUUUGAAGAUGAAACUAUAUUGGAUGAAGCAAGAGAUUUCACAACAAAGUUUCUCAAAGAGGAUUUGAACAAACAUGGAGAUGAUGAUGUUAUGUCAAUUCAAAUAAGCCAUGCUUUAGAGUUUCCACUACAUUGGAGAAUUUCUCGAUCGGAGGCACGUUGGUUCAUUAAUAUUUAUGAAAGACAACAUAAUAAGAGUUGUGUGUUACUUCAUUUUGCUAAAUUAGAUUUCAACAUUGUUCAAAGUAUCUACCAAGAAGAGCUUAAAUACUCGUCCAGAUGGUGGGAAAAAAUCGAAUUUGGAGAAAAGUUGAGCUUUGCUAGGAAUAGAUUGGUUGAAAAUUAUGUUUGGACAGUGGGAACAAAUUCCAAGCCGGAUUUUGAAUAUUACCGAAAAGAAAUAACAAAAGUAGGUUGUUUUAUUACCACAAUUGAUGAUAUUUAUGAAAUGGGUGGUACCUUAGAAGAACUAGAGCUCUUCACAAAAGCAAUUGAUAGAUGGGAUCUAAAUGCCAUGGAACCUCUUCCACACCACAUGAAAAUAUGCUUCCAUGCACUUUAUAACUUUGUGAAUGAAAUUUCAUUUGAAACCUUGAAAAGGAGUGGGAACAAUAUCACAUCUUAUUUGAAGAAAGGAUGGACAGAUCUUUGUAAAUCAUUUUUGAUUGAAGCAAAAUGGUAUCAUAAUGGAUAUACUCCGAGCUUUGAAGAAUACUUAGAGAAUGCAAUGAUAAAUAUAGGUGUACCAAAUGUACUUAUACAUACAUACUUUUUUAUUUCAAAUACAUUAAAAAUGGAAGAUUUGGCUAGUUUAGAAGAAAACUCCAACCUCAUUCGAUAUCCAGCAAUACUUUUACGUCUCGCUAAUGACCUCGGAACAAAUAAACGUGAAAAGGAAAUGGGUGAUUAUCCAAAAUCAAUUCAAUGCUACAUGAAGGAAACAGGAAGUUCUGAAGAAGAGGCUUUUGAGUAUGUCAAGUCCACCAUGUAUUCUACCUGGAGAAAGUUGAAUAAAGAAUCUCAUAUAUCUUCAUUCUCUACUAGUUUCAUAGAAAUUGCGAUGAACAUUGGUAGAAUGGCCUUGUUUAUGUACCAACAUGGAGACGGUCAUAGCAUUCAAGAUUCUAAAAUUCAAAAUGGCAUAAUGUCAUUAAUAUUUCAGGCAAUUCCUAUUAUAUAUACUACACAUCAUAAAUGAUUUUUAUUUUAUUUUAUUUUUGAUAUUUUGCUAGUGAAUCAUAUUUGGGCGUAACACAUGUCAUAUUUAUAUAUCGGCACUACAAGAAAAAAAGGAUAUGCAAUAGUCUAUUUGGGGUGUUUUAGUAGUUCUAACCAUCACUAACUCUGGGUUGUGAAGUUUGUUGUCAACUUUUGCAAUACUUUGUGUUACAAUUCUACUCAACUAUCAUAUUAUAUUGUGACAUUUUAGAAACUGCCUCUAAAUUAAAAUUGGAACAACAGUAAAUGUCAUUAUUUUAUUUGACAUUUAAUUUUUGAAGGUGUAUUGAGACUGUUGUAAUCAAUAGCAA
Molecule: messenger RNA, 2147 nt
Organism: Vicia villosa (hairy vetch)
Lineage: Eukaryota; Viridiplantae; Streptophyta; Magnoliopsida; Fabales; Fabaceae
Product: terpene synthase 10-like
Exons: 7
Coding region: 26-1816 (596 amino acids)
Biological process (GO): diterpenoid biosynthetic process
Molecular function (GO): terpene synthase activity; magnesium ion binding
Source: RefSeq, a predicted model, not a curated record